Molecule: messenger RNA, 1239 nt
Organism: Lottia gigantea (owl limpet)
Lineage: Eukaryota; Metazoa; Mollusca; Gastropoda; Lottiidae
Exons: 6
Coding region: 1-1239 (412 amino acids)
Molecular function (GO): sequence-specific DNA binding
Source: RefSeq, a predicted model, not a curated record
AUGGCGGACAAUAACAAUAAUUUUCGAUUGAUUCUGAGUAUUUUAUUAACCAGUCCUCCGAGGAACUUUAAACGUCAUGAAGCUGUUGCCCUUAUCGAAGAUGACACCUAUAACAUACGAAGUGCAGACAUUUUCCUUCAACCUCCUGGAGAUGGAACCAAUUCCGACGAAGAUAGCGGAGAUGAAGACCACAGUGUUGUAAGCUAUGCGGAUGUUGAUAUUGAAUUACUCUCUGGGGAAGCUGUGACUAUUAGAUCAGAUGGAAACAUUCCUGAAGAUGACAGCAUUGAAACAGUUCUGGAAGAUGGUCUAACCGUCCUUCAUACCAAAUGCCCCAGCACAAUGGCGGAAAGUCAUAUACCCAAGAAUUUAGGUUGUCAGAGAUUGUGGGAAGAGCCAACACCUGAAUUUCUGCUUGAAGCCCAUUCGCCUUCAACUAUAUUUGAAUGGUUUUUUGAUGAAGAUAUUGUCAGUUUGAUAGUGACAGAAACCAAUAAAUAUACAAGUUGGAUACCCGAUGUUGGCGAUGGAAGUGUUUUAAAAGAACCGUUGAGAAAUCUUGCAAAUGAUGCUGAUUUAGCUAGAGUGAGAGUUGUUGCUCGAAACACAAUAGAAAGAGUAGCACGAGCAGCUAAUCAUGGAUUCGAAAAACGAGUACUUCAGUAUAAUAAUGUUGUUGAGAAUAAUAGGUGGGGUAAUUACGUAAAUUGGAAAUUAUAUCCUUUAUUCGGUCUGAUGGAACACAGAAAGGUUUCCAUAGGGUUACCAUAUAAAGUUCAUCUACAAAGAGAAAUCAACGAUGAUAAGAUAUUCUUUGGAGAGAAUGGUUCAGAUGCAAAAUUAGAAAAAACGAAUCUCCAAGUUUUCAUACCCGUAAUUACACCAUCAAUUGAAGUAGAAACGAGAAUAUUCAACUCAUUAACUAAAGAUAUUGAAAUAGCUUUUCUUCAUCGUAAUAUGGUAGUCAGAGAUGAUAUAGACUUAGAAAGAAUUGACACAAAUGUAAAAAAAGGUGGAUUUAUAUUUUCCAUUCCUUUAAUAUUUGCUGGUCUUACCGCGGCGGGUGCAAUAGCUGGUGGUACAGCUGCUGGAGUAAGUUUUGCCAACGAAAAGAAAGCAGCAGAAGUAACAGCUGCCGAAGAACAUAGAUACAAUUUAGAAAGGGAAAAGCAAGCAAAGAUAGCAGCUACUGCAAAGAAUGCAGCUGAUGCAAAAAAUGUUCAGGAGUGGGAGAUAUGA